CAUAAACCCUGCCUAUUUCUAGAAUUUAUCUUAUUAAAAUCUGAUUUUAAACCUAACCUUAACCACACUGAUAACCUUAAAUUAAGACCAAAAAGCUAGUUUUUGUUUUGACGAAUUUUGACGAUACAUCUAGCUAGUGGAAACCUCAUUUGAAUGAAGGAGCAAUUUGUCGGUACAGUAGCUAGCAACUGUCAUGUCUAUCCGAUUUCUUAUAAAACUCGAGUUAAAGAAGAAUCAUCGGUCACUGUUUUCUUUCAAUGUCGAGGAGCUGGUUAUCACAGUUGUUAACUUUUACAUGUGUUAAGUUCCAGGAUUACUCGCUUGAUUGGCAAACAAAGGCUAUUUUGCAAGUUAGCUUGCUUGACACUGAUAUUACCAGCCAACGCCCGGUAGCAACCGUCGCUGGCUAGCUUUUAGGCUUUUUCUUCUUGCACCGGGCUCAUAUUGAAAAAUGUCAUACGUGGACUGACAAAGGCUACUGCUGUCGAAUGAACUGUCAGACCUCAUAAGUGACAGAAGGACUUGUGUAAGUGGAGUGGAUGUCCGAGCCUCGGGUCACUGUGGGGCAAGAUGAGGCAGGGGCCGGGAGAGAGGAGAAAGAAGCUGAAUCUGCACCACUGAAUCAGCCCUCCAAUGAAGCCUCCAGGCCUGGACAGCUAAGGCUGCCCUCAGGCUCUCGGCUCCCCUCUGCUGAACCGAGCCCUUCCCCGUCUGCUGAAGGAAGCGGCUUGCUGUCGUUGCCGUGGGAGAUGGUGGCUCGCAUCGCCUCGCACCUCCCAGCACAGUGUGUCAUCACGGUCCUGCCACAGGUGUGUCACGCCCUGGGAAAUGUGGGUAAGGACAGCACGGCAUGGCAGUUGCGGGCAUGCAGGCUAACCGGUCCCAGAGCCUCCUUCCCCGUGGGGCCACGGGACGGCUUUGACUGGCCCUCGGCCUGCCUGGAGAUGGAGGAGCUGAUCACUUGCUGGACGGGCCAGGGGGAGAGGGCCGCCAGGGAGGCCGAGCAGGCAGAGAGGGAGAGAGAGGUGGAGAGGGCCCAGGAGAGGGAAAGGGAUAGAGAGGCCCUGGCAGAGGAAGGGAUUGGAGAGUGGGAGGAGGUGGAAGAGGGCAGGCCCCAAGUGGAUGAGGGGAUAGAGGUAGAGGAGGUAGGUUUUCGGGUGGAGGGAGUGAUGGCAGUACCGUGGGAUGGGGAGGAGUUGAUGGAGGAGGGAGAGAUGCAGCAAGAUGGGGGAGGGGAUCUACCGAUGGGAGUUGGGGAGGGAGAGGAGAGGCAGGAGGCUGCAGCCGAGGCCAUGAUGGAGGAGGAGAGAGAUGAUGAACAAGGGGUCCUGGAGGCCAUCGAGGUGGAGGAGAGAGAUGAUGAACAAGGGGUCCUGGAGGCCAUCGAGGUGGAGGAGAGAGAUGAUGAACAAGGGGUCCUGGAGGCCAUCGAGGUGGAGGAGAGAGUGGGAGUUUUGGCGGAUAGAGACGGUCAAGAUUACAUAGCGGGCCCGAAACUGGGAGGAGAGGGAGAGAGAAACGGGUCCAGCUGCCCUCCCAGUCCUCCCCCAGCCCUGGAGCGCCUCUCCCUCCCCUCAGGGCACAUUGCUGAGGUCAACUCGGUUCUCUUGGUGGGGGGAGAGGGGGCAGUGUGUGCCUCAGGCUCCCGGGACAGGAACGUGAACCUGUGGGACCUACGGGAGGGGGGCUCCACGGGCAGGCUGCUCCAUACACUGGGGGGCCAGGGCCUCUUCAGCACCCACAAAGGCUGGGUGUGGUGCCUGGCGGCCCGGGGACCCCUGCUGGCCUCGGGCUCCUUCGACAGCACAGUGAGGCUAUGGGACCUGGGGGCCCAAGGGGCUGAGAGGGGCCUAAUCAGGGCCCGGGCUGCCGUGCUCUGCCUGGCCCUCCCCCAGACGGACGUGCUGCUGGCCGGCACCUAUGACAAGAAGGUCAGCGUCUACGACACCAGAGUGGCGGAGCCCCUUGUGAAGAGCCUGCGUCUCCAUAGCAACGCGGUGCUGUGCCUGGUAGCAGACGAGCAGUACAUCCUAUCUGGGAGUAAAGACUGCACUGUGGUCAUCUACGACCGAAGAGCAGGGAAAACCCUGCAGAAACUACAGCUGGGCUCCUACCUGCUGUCAAUGUGCUACAGUGGCAGUGAGGUGUGGGCGGGGGACAACCGGGGCAUGCUCCAUGCCUUCUCCAUGCAGGCCGGUUCCAUCAAGCCCCUCUCCCAGUUCGACGUGGGACACACCUCGCUGGUCACCGGCAUCCACAGGUCCCCUGGGAGCCUCUACACCUGCUCCGCUGACCGCACCAUCAAGGUGCACCUCCCCUGUGCCCCUCCAAGGACGCUGUGCACACUGCACCACCAAGCAGGCGUCAAUGGGUUGAGUGUGGAGGCAGGAGUGCUGGCUAUCGCCUCAGGAGAAAUGUGUGUGGAGGUGUGGAGGGCCAGGAGGUGAGUGGGGCCACAAGGGCCACCACACCCACCCUAAUCUACUUACGUUCCUGAAGUGAUGCAAGAUGACUGACGUAUAAUGCUCUGUCAUUUACAUGAACAACUUUCUCAUAUGCAGUGAGAAUGUUGAUGUGAAGGACCAGUGCUCUUAGCUUUACCCCCAAAAAUAUACACAAAACAAAAAUAUUUUGUGUCUGUGUGAUUCCCAUGCAUUUUUUCAAAGAAAAGAACACACAAAAAAGCUCUAGAAAAUAAUUGUAUUUUUCUCUGUGACAAUUGAAAUAGAUGCAGAAACACAAUGGAAAGAAUCAGUCAAGCCGUCCCUGACACGCUGAUUGUAAUGUAUUUUGUAUAUUAAUUUAUGAGCAUGGUCGAACUGUCAUAAAUUAUGUGUCUAGUGGCGUGCUUAUACUCAGUACCACACCACUUGUUUGUCAAUUCCACUGUUUGGAGUUCUUCCUCGUUGUCGUUCUCUCUUAGGGUAACUACUUUACCAACUCUUACCAUGUUACGGAAUGCUCUUUUUAUUUUUUUAUUUGAUUCUGCACUGUUGAGGAAAGCUGGUAAGUAAGCAUUUCACUGUACAGUUACACCCGCUGUAUCCUGCACACGUGACGAAUAAACGUUGAUUUGAAUCUGUAGCGUCCCAGCAUCAACCUCGCUCCAGUGGCUCGUUAGAGUCCAAAACCCAAUAGUACUGCAUUGUUCACUCAUUAUUUCUUACAAGUUAUUGUUGUUACACACACUGAUACAGUCUGAGGCUACAGUGUCUAUGCUGCUCUCGUUGGCAUGGAGAUUGAUUGUUGCUAACUCCUUAUCUGAGACCAGACUUCACCUGCUGCAAGAGAGCCCUCUGACUGCAUAAAAAUAACCAAAUGAUUCAGAUUUUGUAAAUAUGCUUUUGUGAAUAUGCUAUGUGUGAUUUCUUUUGUUAUGAAUAAAAUGUGUACACUCAAUCAA
Coregonus clupeaformis (lake whitefish) is the source of this 3403-nucleotide messenger RNA. Its product is annotated as F-box/WD repeat-containing protein 9. The record is from RefSeq and is a predicted model, not a curated record. The coding region runs from base 540 to 2447 and encodes 635 amino acids. The transcript is spliced from 8 exons. Gene Ontology annotation, molecular function: protein binding; ubiquitin-like ligase-substrate adaptor activity. NCBI's taxonomy places the organism in Eukaryota, Metazoa, Chordata, Actinopteri, Salmoniformes, Salmonidae. Gene Ontology annotation, cellular component: SCF ubiquitin ligase complex. Gene Ontology annotation, biological process: protein polyubiquitination.